This is a messenger RNA of Cucurbita maxima (winter squash), 2188 nucleotides long. Its product is annotated as L-type lectin-domain containing receptor kinase S.6. Gene Ontology annotation, biological process: protein phosphorylation. Lineage: Eukaryota; Viridiplantae; Streptophyta; Magnoliopsida; Cucurbitales; Cucurbitaceae. Gene Ontology annotation, cellular component: plasma membrane. Gene Ontology annotation, molecular function: carbohydrate binding; ATP binding; protein kinase activity. The transcript has a single exon. The record is from RefSeq and is a predicted model, not a curated record. The coding region runs from base 45 to 2066 and encodes 673 amino acids.
UUAUUUACAAAGAAAAAAAAAAAGAAAUAUGAACGAGGAAGGAAAUGCUACCCUAUGAUUUCCCGCUCUCUCGGCCAAACAGAGCAAGCUCAGUUAUGGAUUAUUCGACGUUCUUCUCUGUUCAUUUCUUCUUUUUCUUCAUCCUUUCCAGUUUCGCCCCUCUUUCCCUUUCUUUCUUGUCCAGUGAAAACUUUACGCUCUCAGGUGACGCCCAUAUCAGAAACAAUGCCAUUCUUCUCACUAAAGAACACAGCUGCCUUCCCUUUUCUUCGAAUUCCCAUUCCGGGGUCGGAACCGCCUUCUACGUAAACCCUUUUCGCUUUCUUGAUUUCUCCACCAAUUCCACGGCUUCUUUCUCCUCUCGAUUCUCCUUCUCCAUUGUCCCCACCCCGUUUUGCCCUUUUGCCGAUGGAAUCGCCUUUCUCAUCACCUCCGAUACCAAAUCUUUCAGCCGCUCUCUUGGGCACAUGGGCCUUCCCGACCCGUCUCUUGAUUCCCACCUUUCUUUCGUCGCUGUUGAAUUCGACACCAAUUUCCACCCUGAUCUUGGCGACAUUAAUGACAAUCAUCUCGGUCUUGAUCUCAACUCACCUACCUCUUUGACUUCUGUGGAUUUUUGGUCAAGUGGCAUUGCUUUGAAAAAUGGCAGGAAGAUUACUGCUUGGAUUGAAUACAGGGAUGACAUUAAGAUGAUCCAGGUCUGGGUUGGGUAUUCCCAGACUCGACCCGCAAAUCCUCUUCUGGUUGCGCAGAUCGACCUUUCUAAGCAAUUUAAGGAGUUUAUGUAUGUGGGAUUCUCUGCUUCCAAUGGGAAGGGCUCUGCUCUUUACAUUGUUGAUAGAUGGCUAUUUAGAACUUUUGGGUUGGUCCCUUCUUUGAGUCCUGUGGGUGCCAUUAACGAAGGAGACUGUUUUAUGUGCUCAUUGGAGGAUUCAAGCACCAAUAGCAGUCAUGUCGUUGAUGCUCGUAUGGGGAAGAAGAUUGGGGAGACGACCCUUGGAUUGGGAGGUUUAGCUGCAUUUGUUUGCUGCAUUGUUGCAAUUGUUGGUUAUGUUUUGAUAAAGAAGUUUAGAGGUAGAAUGUCCAGAGGCAGAGUAGCCCAUCUAACCUCUCAAGUUCAUAUGAACAGAGUUCCAAUGAGAUUCUCUCUUCAGGAGAUAAAGUUGGCUACAAUGGGGUUUAAUCAGAACAGAGUUGUUGGGGAAGGUGGUUCUGCAACAGUUUACAAAGGGUCUCUCUCUUCCAGUGGAGAAGUAGCCGUUAAACGAUUCGAGCGAAGCACGCCAAACAACUGCCAGUGCAUUCCUUUCACCACAGAGUUCGCGACAAUGGCGGGUAGCUUAAGACAUGAGAAUUUGGUUCAACUUCAUGGAUGGUGCUGUGAGGCGAACGAGUUGAUGCUUGUUUACGAGUACUUACCCAACGGAAGCCUUGCCGAACUUCUUCACAACAACUCCAAUUCACAAUUUGUUCUUCCUUGGAAGAAGAGGUUGUCUAUAGUUCUUGGGGUUGCUUCUGCAUUGACAUAUCUUCAUGAAGAAUGUGAGAACCAAAUCAUUCAUAGGGAUGUCAAGACCUGCAACAUUAUGCUUGAUGCAGAGUUCAACGCCAAACUAGUGGAUUUCGGUCUAGCAGAAGUAUACGAACACAGUUCGAAAACAAGAGAAGCAACCAUACCAGCCGGAACGAUGGGAUACCUUGCACCCGAAUAUGUUUAUUCUGGUGUUCCCACUGUCAAAUCCGAUGUUUACAGCUUCGGUGUGGUAAUGCUCGAAGUUGUGUCGGGACGGAGGGCUGUAGAAGAAGACGGGACGGUGCUCGUCAGUUGGAUUUGGGAUCAAUGGGAAGUGGGGAAACUGAUUGAAGCAUCUGAUUCAAGGUUGAUGGGAGAGUACAAUGUAGUAGAAAUGGAAAGAAUUCUAAUGGUGGGACUUCUCUGUGUGCAUCCAAAUCAUGAAAAGAGGCCAACUGCUAAAGAAGCUGCAAGGAUCCUCAAAGGGGAAGCACCACUCCCUCUACUGCCAUCAAGGAAACCAAGGGUCAAUAUCAAGCCUUUUUUUUCCUGAUGAAAAAGAUAAAGAAAACCCGUGUCAACUAUCUCGGCCUCAACGACCCCCAAGAGUCAGUUUAGCUAGCCGAACCAUCGAUCAAAUUUGUCAUUGACGCCAAUCUCCAUUGAAUCGUGUAU